Messenger RNA from Sceloporus undulatus (fence lizard), 2302 nucleotides. RefSeq names its product T-cell surface antigen CD2-like. NCBI's taxonomy places the organism in Eukaryota, Metazoa, Chordata, Lepidosauria, Squamata, Phrynosomatidae. The transcript is spliced from 5 exons. The record is from RefSeq and is a predicted model, not a curated record. Bases 140 to 1114 code for a protein of 324 amino acids.
GAGUACUCCAGGCCUGGGAGGAGGUGUGAGAGAGGUAUGCUGAUAACAGAGUCUAAGUAGAUCAGCAUGCUCAGUUCGAAGCACAUCCCACGUUUGUCUUCAGUACAAUUUUCUUUAGACAAGAAAGACAACCUUGAAAAUGAAGUGGGGCACCAUUUCCCUAAUUACGUUCCUGAUGGCUUUUCCCUUUGGCCUGAAAGGUGUUGCAUCCAGCAGUGUGGAGGUUCACGGCAUUUUGGGUGAUACAGUUUUAUUGCCUGCUCCGGAAUUCACAGGCACACCAUUCCGUAUACAAUGGCUUAACGUAACGUCUGGCAAGUCAACACUUAUUCUACGUAAGCAAUGGAACACUCCAAGUGAAGAUUCAGAGAAAUACAACAUAUUAAAUAAUGGAAGCCUGACAAUAGAUAAUUUGGUGAAGGAAGAUGCUGGAAAUUACAAAGUGGAUGGACAUAACAAAAGCGGAGCUGCAUUAUUUAAGGAAACCACUGUCACUUUGAAAGUUCAUGAUCGUUUGCCUCAGCCACUGCUCAUUGAGAACUGCUCUGACAAGUCAUUGAUCUGUCAGGUGGAACCCAGUUCAAGUCAAAAGCUCAAAGUAACGCUGUUUCAAAAUAAUAAAUUGAAAAUUAAUCAAGAACCAAAUCAUGCCAAUGGGACAUGGAGGUGGACAUUUCAACAAUCAAGCCUUGUAGGGAAAUUCAAGUGUGAGAUUGCCAGUGAUCAUAUCAAGAAUCAGAAUGAGAAGGAAAUCAACUGCCUGGGACCAGCCUCUCAGCAGUUCAGAUUGAUUUACAUCAUCAUGAUUGGAGGAGGUGUUGUCAUCAUUAUCAUCUGUAUGGCUCUGAUUGUUUACUGUGUCAGAAGGAAGAGAGCAGAAAGACAUGAAAUAGAAGAUCAGGAGAAAGAGCUGCAGGCCUGGAUUGCAAAUGAUGACUUGAAACAUCGGAAACUUCCUCAACCUCCAGUUCAUGCUGUCCCAAACCAGGCACCCCAGCAACAACAAAGGCUGCCACUAGUUCGUUCUGAACAGCAUCAGCCAGGUGGGCCACCUCAGCCAUGCCCCCGUCCGCCUCAACGGAAACCACCACGACGCAUGAAAGAAGGACCAUAAAUUCUAAUGUGUCAUGCACUAUCACAUUUGCCUAUGUCAGCAAGCUUUAAUGGGCAGUUAUAAACUUCUCAUACUUGCAAUAUGAUUUCAACAAAGUCACUCUGGGAUGACCAAUUUAUAUUCAGUAGCUGAAGUAUUCAGCUGAAGUACAUACACAAACAACACCCACACUCCACUCUUGCCCUGAGAGAUGUGCAUUAUAGAUCCUGAGUGCGAAAACUAUCUUCUUAUCUUAACAACCUGGAUUGCAGGUUCCUUUGUUGGCUUCUUCUACAGAAUGUUAUGUUUGCUCUCUUCUAGUUGCAUCAUCCAUUUAUUCUUGCAGUGAGCAGUUUAGCCUCUCAGAGAGCUCCAUGUGCUCAUCUAAUAAAUCUAAUGAAUUCUAAUAAUUCAACAUAUAGAAUUCUAAUAUAACAUAAGGUAAGACUUGCUCACAUGUCAUAUGUAACAGAUUAAGUUCAUAAAGGUUUAUGCUAUAAUAUAGUUAUUCAUCUUUAAAGACCCAUUAAUAAUAAUCUUCUGUAGUUCUUGCUGCAACAGGCCAACUCCACAAUACUGUGGAUCACUGGUUUCAGAUCUUUUGCUGUCUUCCUUACAUCCUAGUUUGGAGGAAUGGAUAUGAAUCAGAAGACAUUUUCAUACCUAAUGAUACUGAGAGAUUCUGUAUGUAAGAGGCAAGGAAAUUGCACCUAGUAUUGUAUAUAAAGGUGGACAUAUGCAUAGAUACAUAGAGGUAGUAUGUGCAUAUACUGCCUGCACAUAAGUUUUGCCUUGAAAAUUUGGGGCUCCAGAUAGUGUGGUUAUGCAUGCAAGCUCUUUACAGUUUUUAAUCCUCCAAGCGCUCAUUGAACCAGAAUACAUACUUGGAACAUGGCAAACACUAGCAAGCUCUGAUCAAAAGCACUACUAGUGCCUAGUUUGGCCAUGUUUAGAGUAUUGCUGGAAGGUUGCUGGGUCGCAAUAAAGUUGUUGGGGCCUCUAGAGUGUGUGUGUGUGUGUGUGUGUGUGUGUAUGAAAUAUCUGUAGUACAUGGGAAGUGCAUAGCUGUUCUUUGUUUAUAUUUGCAACAGAUGUAUAUCAAUUAAAUUUCCCUGAACAUAUUUUGGUGAGCUUAAGAAAUACUGUAUAAUAAAUUGAAGAAAUUUACAAAAGGAAGAACUGACUGUGAUCUCCUUGUCAGGAACCAGA